Molecule: messenger RNA, 1483 nt
Organism: Cicer arietinum (chickpea)
Lineage: Eukaryota; Viridiplantae; Streptophyta; Magnoliopsida; Fabales; Fabaceae
Source: RefSeq, a predicted model, not a curated record
UUGUUUUCUGGUUUUCUUACCAAAAAUAUGGGAACCAAUUGAGGUUCUCAUUGUGUAUGGUGGAUAUCGGUAACAACCUCCAUUUUGUGCUAAUGCAAAUGGAAUAUUCUCCUUUUUAAUGUUUUCAUUUCCUUUUAUUUAACAAAAGAAAAACAUAUUUUGAUUCAUUAUAUAAAUCAAGGAAGAAAAGAAAUACUUUACCAAUUAAAUUACAUUGAUCCCACUUUCUUGAAGAAGGGAAAUUGAAAAUUAUCAUUGUUGAUCAUAGCAAGUAUUUCUUCAAAAUUGAAAGAAAUUGAAGAAAUUAGUUGAAUAUUAUUGUAUUCAACCUUUUGCCUAUUUUCUCAUCUGCCCUUACCCAUCAUCAAUAUUUCUUCUGGUUUUCUUAACGAAAUGGAGUACAAGGAUCUCUUCCCACAAAAAUCUCACACAUCAAAAUAUGAUUGCCUUCUUUUUGAUUUAGAUGAUACUUUGUAUCCACUUAGUUCUGGUCUUGCAAAAGCAUGUCUCCAAAAUCUUAAAGACUACAUGGUUGAAAAGCUUGGCGUCGAACCAAGGAAAACAGAUGACUUAUGCAACCUCCUGUACAAGAACUAUGGAACAACUCUAGCAGGUCUAAGGGCGAUUGGCUAUGACUUUGACUAUGAUAAAUAUCACAGUUUUGUUCAUGGGAGAUUACCUUAUGAGAACCUAAAACCAGACCCAGUUCUGAGGAACAUGUUGCUGAGCCUGCCCUAUAGGAAACUUGUAUUUACAAAUGCAGACAAAGUUCAUGCUCUUAAGACACUAAGCAUACUUGGAUUAGAGGACUGUUUUGAAGGAAUUAUAUGCUUUGAGACUCUUAAUCCAAUCCACAAGAGCAGUGUCUCUGAUGAUGAAGAUGACAUUGAGUUUGUAGUUUCAACAAGCACUACUAAUCCAACCACUAGUAAUAGUGCAAGCACCUCUCAAAUCUUUGACAUCAUAGGCCAUUUUGCUCAGCCUAAUCCCAGUGGAAACCUGCCAAAGACACCAAUCAUUUGCAAGCCAUCAGAACAUGCCAUUCAAUUGGCUCUCAACAUAGCCAACCUUAACCCACAUAGAACAUUGUUCUUUGAGGACAGUGUCCGCAACAUACAAGCUGGGAAACGUUUGGGACUUGACACUGUACUGGUUGGUACAUCACAAAGAGUUACAGGUGCAGAUUAUGCCUUGGAAAGCAUUCAUAACCUUACUGAGGCAGUGCCUGAUUUAUGGGAGUCUGACAUAAAAUCAGAGGUGGUAUACACUGAGACGCUUGCUGUGGAGACAACAGUAACUGCUUGAUACUUUUCAAGGAAGCCACAUAUAACAUUGAGGAGAAACUCAAACUGAUUACCCAGCUUCAUAGAUGGAGUAACUGUAGUGGAUGUUUUGUAAAUGUUGUAAUAAAUUAUUAAAUUAAAUAAAUUCUACUUUUUGGCCUGACUUUUAUAAAUGAAUGGCUAUAACUGAUUACCAUCCU